UAUGUGCUUAUAUGGAAGAAGCAAUUAAUUAAAAAGAGAAACGAGGAGGGAAUUAAAUUAAUAAGAAUGGAAAUUGGAGCUGUGACGCCUAUGACCUUCCACCAAUAGGACAAACACCAAAAGGGAAGAGAGAGACUUUUUCCAUGUUUACACAUAUGCCCUCGCUCCCCCCGCUUCUAUUCUCUCUAUAUUGUCAGGCUUCCUUGCCCAUUCUUCCUCCUCCUCCUCCCUCUCUGCCUUCUCUUCCCCAGUUGCCCUCGCCAUUGUUUAUCCCCGGCCUAUAACUAGUAUAAGCCCGGCCGCCGACCCCCGGCCACUGGAGCAGGGCCGCGCGCAGGCAGGGAGGCAGGGAGAGAGAUAAAAGGUCGUCCUCGAGGCCAGGGCACCUGAGGGCAAUGAGCGCUGGAGGCGGCACCAGCACGCUUGGCGGCGGGGGCCCGAGCGGCAGCGGCGCCAGCGGAGGCCCAGGACCUGGAGGAAGCGGCGGCGGCGGCGGCGGUGGCGGCGGGCCCUGCGGCGCCUGCAAGUUCCUCCGGCGCAAGUGCGUCAGCGGCUGCAUCUUCGCGCCCUACUUCGACUCGGAGCAGGGCGCGGCGCACUUCGCGGCGGUGCACAAGGUGUUCGGCGCCAGCAACGUGUCCAAGCUGCUGCUCCAGAUCCCGGCGCACAAGCGCCUCGACGCCGUCGUCACCAUCUGCUACGAGGCCCAGGCUCGGCUCCGCGACCCUGUCUACGGCUGCGUCGCCCACAUCUUCGCGCUCCAGCAGCAGGUGGUGAAUCUCCAGGCCGAGCUGACCUACCUGCAAGCACACCUCGCCACGCUGGAGCUGCCGUCCCCGCCUCCGCUGCCGGCCCCGCCGCAGAUGCCGCUGCCAGGCGCGUUCUCCAUCUCGGACCUGCCGUCGUCGACCAGCGUCCCCACCACCGUCGACCUGUCCGCGCUCUUCGACCCGCCGCCGCAGCAACCGCAGUGGGCGGUCCAGGCGGCGCAGCCGCACCACCACCACCAUCACCACCAACAGCCGCAACAGCAGCAGCACCACCAGCUCCGGCAACCGGCGCCGUAUGGCGCGCCCGUCAGGCCGGGUGGCGGCGGCCCCGGCAUGGCAGAGAGCUCAGGCGGCGGCGGGGACGACCUGCAGUCGCUGGCGAGGGAGCUCCUGGACCGCCACCGGUCAGGCGGCGUGAAGCUCGAGCAGCCGCCGCCACCGCCACACUCAAGAUGAGCUGGAUGGGGAGUAGAACGAUCGAUCAGAAACCGUGGAGAACAAGGUGUUGUGAGAGUUGGCGCGCGGCAGUAACGAGGGAGAUAGGGGUCGGUGACGGGCGAUGGCCAGCAGGAGUAGGUAAGCAGCAUUGGCCGGUUUUCGCGUAUCCAUCCUGUUGUUAACCAGCUGGGGUGCAAUGGCGCCCACAUAUGCUUGAUAUAUGCUCCAGUUUGAUUAUUUGCUCCAAGACAAAACAAGAGUGCUGGGGAUCGAGAGUAGUACUAGAAUUGACAUGUAUUAGUAACAUUAUUACCUUUGUCACCGUUCCAUUAAUUGCAAGAUUUUUAUUAAGAAAAGCCUCUCGAUAUGGUUUCUAUACUGUAAUGGUUCAAAAUCUAUCACUAAUCUCUUGU
This is a messenger RNA of Sorghum bicolor (sorghum), 1621 nucleotides long. RefSeq names its product LOB domain-containing protein 30. Lineage: Eukaryota; Viridiplantae; Streptophyta; Magnoliopsida; Poales; Poaceae. Gene Ontology annotation, cellular component: nucleus. The record is from RefSeq and is a predicted model, not a curated record. The coding region runs from base 396 to 1226 and encodes 276 amino acids. The transcript is spliced from 2 exons. Gene Ontology annotation, biological process: positive regulation of DNA-templated transcription; hormone-mediated signaling pathway.